This is a messenger RNA of Andrographis paniculata, 2331 nucleotides long. RefSeq names its product cucumisin-like. The transcript has 10 exons. Lineage: Eukaryota; Viridiplantae; Streptophyta; Magnoliopsida; Lamiales; Acanthaceae. The coding region runs from base 1 to 2331 and encodes 776 amino acids. Gene Ontology annotation, molecular function: serine-type endopeptidase activity. Gene Ontology annotation, biological process: proteolysis. The record is from RefSeq and is a predicted model, not a curated record.
AUGGCGAAAUCCGAGUCCCGGAAGCUCUCGAUUUUCUACCUGUUCUUGCUCACCGCAUUCGCGUUCAACUGCUGGUGCCACGAUCGAGAGCUGCACAUUGUAUACAUGGGAGAUCGAUCGUCGCUGGAGCAAGCGUCGGCGGCCACCAGACAUCACGCGAUGCUGCAUCGAGUACUCGGCAGCGCUUCGGCAGCCAAAAAGUCGCUCAUUUAUACUUACGGAAGGAGCUUCGAUGGAUUUGCUGCUAUGCUUACGCCGGACGAAGCUCGGGCAAUUUCAGAAAUGGAAGGAGUGGUUUCGGUGAAUCCAAACCGUGUUUACGAGCUUCACACGACGCGAUCGUGGGACUUUGUGAAUCUUACGACUGACAAACUCGGAGUGCCUUCGGAAUCGGAUGUCGUAAUUGGGCUUCUCGACACCGGUGUGUGGCCGGAGCAUCCUAGUUUCGACGACAAAGGGUUCGGCCCGCCACCGGAAAAAUGGAAGGGGGCGUGCACCGGCGCGAACUUCACUUGUAAUAACAAGAUCAUCGGAGCGCGCUACUACAACGUUUACAACUCGUCGUACCCGGGCGACAUCCAAUCCCCGAGAGACUCUGAGGGGCAUGGAACGCACACGGCGUCGACAGCUUCGGGCGUCCAAGUCAACGCAAGCUACUAUGGUCUAGCCAAGGGCAAAGCUCGCGGAGGCAUGCCUAAUUCGAGGGUCGCUGUGUACAAAGUUUGUUGGUUGGGUGGUUGCAGCUCUGCGGACAUCCUCAAAGCGUUCGAUGAUGCAAUAGCGGACGGCGUCGAUAUUAUAUCGGUGUCAUUAGGAUCUCCCUAUCCCGAUUACUACUUUGACGACCCCAUCGCCAUUGGAUCUUUCCACGCCAUGAGGAAUGGAAUUUUGACAUCGAACUCGGCCGGGAACUCCGGACCUUACCUGGUGACGAUUAGGAACUACUCUCCGUGGACACUUACCGUCGCUGCUAGCUCUAUCGAUAGGAAAUUCGUCACGAGAAUGCAGCUCGGCAACGGACUAAUGUUAACGGGAAUGGCGAUCAACAUCUUCGAUCUCAACGGCACGUCGUAUCCAUUGAUUUGGGGAGGCGAUGCAGCCAACUACACGAUCGGUUCUAGCCCGGAUAUCGCGAGAUAUUGCUUUCCCGGUUACAUGAACGAUGACAUUGUGGCCGGGAAAAUUGUUUUUUGCGAAGCCGUGUGGGGUGACUCGGCGAUCUUACAAGGUAACGGGGCCGGCCUCGUUAUAUCCGAUGUUCGUUACCAAUAUCUCGACGUUGCCUUUAGUAGGCCGUUGCCAUCGACGUUGUUAAGCCCCGAGGAUGGGAGAAUCGUUAAAGAUUACAUAAGAAGCUCAGAGAACCCGACGGCGACGAUUUUCUUUAGCGAUGCGUGGAAGGAUGCUAUGGCGCCGGUUGUCGUAUCGUUCUCUUCUAGAGGGCCGAACCCAAUCUCCCCCGACAUUCUUAAGCCCGAUCUCACGGCACCGGGUGUCGAUAUUCUCGCUGGGUGGUCUCCGGUGUCGCCUUACGAUACCAAGAGCACACUAUUCAACAUCGUCUCCGGCACAUCCAUGUCGUGCCCCCAUGCAAGCGCCGCUGCUGCUUAUGUCAAAGCCGCCCACCCGGAUUGGUCUCCGGCGGCGAUCAAGUCGGCUCUAAUGACCACAGCUCGCGUAAUGGACCCGAGCAAACAUGACGACCGCGAAUUCGCCUACGGCUCGGGCCAAAUCAACCCGGCGGCCGCAAGCGACCCCGGGCUUGUAUUUGACGCAUCGGAGGCGGAUUACGUCAAUUUCCUUUGCAAACAAGGCUACAACACGACAACUCUCCGGCUAAUCACCGGAGACAACAGCACGUGCGCGAGCACGGCCCCGGGAAGAGGAUGGGAUCUCAACUACCCGUCGUUCUCCCUAUACGUCGAGGACGGCGAAAAAAUUCACGGCACUUUCACUAGGACCGUCACAAAUGUUGGAGCGGCGAACUCGAGUUACACGGCUAGUUUGUACAUGCCGGCCCCAUUUAUUACCGUCGCAAUCGAGCCAUCCGUUCUGACAUUCUCGGCUGUCGGACAGACCAAAAGUUUCGCCGUUAAAGUCACCGGACCGGCUAUGGCGCAGCAGCCGAUCACGUCGGGAGCCAUCAGUUGGAGUGACGGGAAACAUGUGGUGAGGACACCGGUCGUCGUGUACAGCUACAUUCCGGGAUCCCCUUAUAAUUUGGAAUCCGACCGGUCCUACUCGCGGGCGAAUUUCCGGCAGUCUACUGUUUAUCGGAAUAGCGGCGUCUUCGGACAACCGAAGGCGCACCGCCGGCCGGUGUCUAAUUGA